UUAGUACUUGCGCACAGCCAUACAUUUUAAAAAGGAGGUGUAUUGACCCAUUUGAUGUAAGUAGUGCAGGUUUAGAUAAAGCGUAAGAGUUGCAGCCUUGAACGAGGACCGUGAUAAAUCUUAACUCCUGUGUUUAACCAUGGCGGAAACAAAAGACAGAAGAACGUGUGUAAUAGCUGUGGACGGAAGCAACUAUGCAACAGAAGCUGUCAAGUGGUUUAAGAAGAACGUGUACAGGCCCGGGGACUCUGUGUUACUAGUGACAGCAAUAGACCACCGCAAACACAUGCAAUACGGAUUGCAUAUUUCACCAAAAGCUGUCACAAUGACGCCAGGGAAUCCGGACUCCAUCACACACGCCUUCGCCGCAGAAGACAAGAAAGCUAACGAGUUGUUAGAAAAAAUGAAGACCGUCACUGACGGGUUAGGGAUGGAGGCUGAAUUUGUAAAAAUGUCUGGAGAACCAGGGGAAUGUAUAGUUAAAAAAGCAAAGGAUUCCGGAGCGGAUCUUAUUGUCACUGGAUGUCGAGGGCUGGGAACUAUUAGGAGAACAAUCAUGGGUAGUGUGAGUGACUACAUCAUCCAUCACUCCGAAGUACCUGUAUUUGUUGUACGUCACUAGAGACAGGACGAUUUCGCUGGUCAUUAUAUGAUCAACACCGAAACCCAAUAGUGCAAUGGAGCAUUGAUUUCUUUAUUUUACAUUCUUUUGCAACUAUCGAUCUUUAAUAUAGAUAUUUUUUUAAUUUUUCUUUUUUGAGAAAUUAAUUAACCUUUUAAAGUCAAAAUCAUUUGUAAUUUAAGGUAAAUUCUUUAUCUUUAGAUCUUACAACUUGUCCUUUCAUGAGGUUUAUAGAAACCUAUAUAUAAUUGUAAAGACAAAGUAUACAUAGCAUGUUUCUUACUGAUUUUCAAGCUGUUUUAAGAACAAUAAGUGGUAUUGGUGUUAGAUUUGGUAUUUUAUAUUGUUUCUGUAAUUUUGGGGCCAUGUAUUGCAUAUAUAUUAUUUUCGAUGAGCUAUAGAUUUUGGAGAGAAGUACAUGUACUCAACGUUCAGAGGUAUAAAUUUGAUUCAAAAUCUAUUUGUGUUGUACAUUUUAUUGAAAAGUUUUUGAGUAGAAUGUUCAUUUUAAUGUUAAUGUUUAUCCUUGCAAACCUAUGGUUGAAUUUCCUGUGGUUGUUUUCCUACCAAUGUUGGUUAAUUAACUGUGGAUUGUAUACAAUAUAAUGUGGUUAUAUUAUAUCAUAUGUAAUAAGUGUUUCUCAUCGUUCAUUUGUCUAGCUAGUGAAGAAUCUACAAACAACACAAAUCUUUGAAAAGAGCAAUGUAAAGGGGAGCUGCCCUAACAUCGGCACUGCUUAAUUAAUAACGGUUGUUUAUUUACAUAUUUACAACAUACAAAAUAUAGUAAUAAACAAAGUUUACAUAUGAAAA
Molecule: messenger RNA, 1435 nt
Organism: Saccostrea cuccullata (small rock oyster)
Lineage: Eukaryota; Metazoa; Mollusca; Bivalvia; Ostreida; Ostreidae
Product: universal stress protein YxiE-like
Exons: 4
Coding region: 140-622 (160 amino acids)
Source: RefSeq, a predicted model, not a curated record